AUUUUCACUACGCGAGAAUUUGCGCAUGAUGACAAUUAGCUAACGAGCUGCCUCGUGCCGUCCGAAUGACGUAACUUGAACGCGAGCCAGUGUUUGUGUGGAAAGCUUGAAACGCCCAGUUCGUACGAGCCUCGGACCUGCAAGGACACCUCCACACUGCUCAGGAAACAUGUCUGCUGUCUACCUUCUCCUCCUGCUGCUCCCUCUUAUCUCAGCUCAGACCUAUCACUGGGGUCCCUGUCCUAUUCCGAAGGUGCAGCCCAGCUUCAAACUUGAACAGUACCUGGGUAGGUGGUAUGAGAUUGAGAAGCUUCCUGCGUCCUUCGAGAGAGGAAAGUGCAUUGAGGCGAACUACUCCAUCAGGAAAGAUGGAACCAUCCGAGUGCUGAACUCUCAGUUCUAUAAAGACAAAGUGAGGGUAGCAGAAGGGACAGCUGUGGUUCAGGACCCACGAGAGCCAGCACAACUUGGAGUGAGCUUCUCAUAUUUUACUCCUUAUAGUCCAUACUGGGUCCUAACCACUGACUACACCAGCGUGGCCGUCGUGUACUCCUGCACAGACAUCCUUCGCAUCUUCCACAUCGACUACGCCUGGAUCCUCGGACGCUCACGCUUCCUGCCUGCAGAGACGGUGUAUUACGCCAAAGAGGUGCUGAUCAACGAAGGGAUCGACCUUUUCAGGAUGAAGCCCACAGAUCAGAUGGGCUGCAAGGAUAACUAGGGACUGAAGGAGGCUUCUUUCUCUCAGCCUCUGACAACUGAAGACUUUAUAUGUCUCCAUCUCUUCAGAUUCAGUAGUUUAAUCACAAUAUUGCUGCCUAAUAUUUUAUAUUUUAAAAGAAGACAAAAAUAUUCUAGUGUCUCUUUUGUUGAUGAAUGGAAUUGAUCACAAUUUAUUGUAAACAAUAUUGUAAUUAUUGAAAAACUAACCACUUUGAUUUCCACCAUAAAGAUAUAAAACAUGUAUAUUUUAAUUAUGUUUCAGCUGCUACCGGUAAAAGUUGGUCUGAAUAUAUAUUUUGGAUUUUGGUUUAGUCUUGCAUUGAAUAAUAUUUAAAGAAACAAGUUUGCUCUUGGUGAUGAGAAAAACGACGGUUCUGUGUUCAUUAAAGAUGCAUUCCUUAAGCA
This is a messenger RNA of Mugil cephalus (flathead mullet), 1128 nucleotides long. It is a transcript of the gene apodb, whose product is annotated as apolipoprotein Db. The transcript is spliced from 5 exons. NCBI's taxonomy places the organism in Eukaryota, Metazoa, Chordata, Actinopteri, Mugiliformes, Mugilidae. The record is from RefSeq and is a predicted model, not a curated record. Gene Ontology annotation, molecular function: lipid binding. Bases 170 to 721 code for a protein of 183 amino acids. Gene Ontology annotation, biological process: tissue regeneration; lipid transport; brain development.